AUGCCCAAUAUUGUCGCAUUAAAGCUGGGCGGCAGCUAUUCGCUGAUGGCGGGUCACCAGGACGAGGGCCAUAUCCUUGCGCUGGACCAAUUGGCGUUGCAGCAGCAAAUCAGUGCGAAUUUCCUUUUCCACGCGUUCUCGAACUACAAGAAAACGCCAUCCGAGCGAAAAACGCUGGACUUCAUUGCCAAAAAAUGGCUGCACAUCCAGAGGCUGUGGCGCGAGUUUCGGCUGAGGGAUAAGCAAAUACGGCGGCGAGGCCACAAGGAUGCGCGCUUUCUGGAGCACGACUACUUCCAGCAGGAGCUCUUCGAGCUGGUCCACGAAAAGUAUAUGGUUGUCCGUGGAUUCCUGAGUCGUGACAAAAGAAAUCUGCUCGCCGGUCAGCCAGCAGCACGGCCAUAAUGUUUAUUCAGACGACGGUCGACGGCGACAAGGCGGUGGAAGACCCGUUUAUAAGAAGCAAAAUGGAGCCGGCAGGAAAAGGAUGAGCCAAAAAGGAUACGGCGACACGUGGAAACUUAUUCCCCUGAAAAAACACCAUUCGAGUGUGUGUGGCCUGCACUGAGUCAACAGCUCGAUUCCGGCCCUGGGAUGAUAUCCGUCAACAGCGAUUCCAUUUCCAUUCCCCAAUGCCAAUUCGAAUACGAGUCCCAAUCCCAAUCCCAAUCCAAUGGGCAAUCAAUCUGACUGGACUCUGGACGCCAUCUAUGCCCAAUGAUUGAUUGCAUUCGGCAAUGCUUUCCACAAUUAUUAUGAUUUGCCAAAAGGUUAUACAAGUCA
Molecule: messenger RNA, 783 nt
Organism: Drosophila teissieri
Lineage: Eukaryota; Metazoa; Arthropoda; Insecta; Diptera; Drosophilidae
Exons: 1
Coding region: 1-405 (134 amino acids)
Source: RefSeq, a predicted model, not a curated record